Musca domestica (house fly) is the source of this 1131-nucleotide messenger RNA. RefSeq lists its product as uncharacterized. The record is from RefSeq and is a predicted model, not a curated record. Gene Ontology annotation, cellular component: cytoplasm. Lineage: Eukaryota; Metazoa; Arthropoda; Insecta; Diptera; Muscidae. The coding region runs from base 115 to 1020 and encodes 301 amino acids. The transcript has 3 exons.
CACCGACUUAUCUCUUGUUCUUUUUGAUAUUUUUAAGUUCGCUUCUUCUAUUCUGGCUUUCUUUGUUUGUUUUGCUUUCUUUUCUUUUGUUUAAAACAUAUAUUUUAUGAAAUUAUGAUAAAGUUUUUUGUUUUAAUAAAUCUACUACAACUUCUAUCAUCUAUUGAAUGUAAAGUUUACAAGAAAGGCCCGUUGUUGGACAACAAUAUAGAACAGAAGUGGAAUGGAUUGUGGUUCCCAAAACCACCAAAUUACCAUUAUGACGUAGUAGCGGAAAAAGACAAUGUGGCAGAUAAAGAUUCGUGGCAAGGUACUUGGUUUCCCCACGCGCCUGGGAUUUCAGUUGAUACCCAUAGUUCAAAGGAAACUGAUAGAGACACUUGCGAUAAUGGAAAGGAGAACUUGGACAUAGACUUUGAUCCAGAUGACAAACGACACUCCUAUAACUAUCUGUGUUUGGGAAAUCGUACGGAAUUCGAACCAAAUUUCAACACCACAACGGUUCUGAUAGAACAUUUUGUGCCUGUUGCAUAUCAACCUACAGCAAAAUGUUUAAAUGAAACAAUUUCCUAUGGUGAAUCGUUGCCUACAUUCGGUUCAUAUCGUCCAUUGGCACCGAAAUUCGGCAACUACAAAUACUUACCACCUCAACGCUGGCUACGAAGUUUGUCCGAUGGCGGCAUUGUUAUGUUAUAUCACCCAUGUGCCUUUUCUGGUCAAAUUAAACAAUUGCAGAAUAUUUUACAGGGCUGCCUUUAUCGACAUAUUAUUACUCCCUCACAAUUAUUGACACCACAAAGGCCUUUAGCUUUACUGGCAUGGGGUAAAUGCCUACAAAUGUCGGUUGUAGAUGACAAUACAGUGGUGAAUUUUAUUAAGGAAAACGCCAAACUGGGUUUAAGAGGUCAAAGGAAUAAACUGACUAUGGCAAACCCCCUAUAUGACGCAGGACUAUUAUCAGAGUCUCAUUUAGUUACGGAUGAACAAGAUUCCGAAAUAUGUGGCUAUAAAGAUAUGUGAUCAUGUUGUUAGUAAUAUAUUUUUAUAUAUGUAUUUAUGUAUUUAUCGAUUGUUAUUAGAUUGUAUUUGUGUAAUUGAAAUAAAACAGUUAUACUGAAGUGCUACAACUUA